Messenger RNA from Dendronephthya gigantea, 710 nucleotides. RefSeq lists its product as uncharacterized. The record is from RefSeq and is a predicted model, not a curated record. The coding region runs from base 9 to 710 and encodes 233 amino acids. The transcript is spliced from 4 exons. Lineage: Eukaryota; Metazoa; Cnidaria; Anthozoa; Malacalcyonacea; Nephtheidae.
GCGAUGGCAUGAAAUUGAUUUUACUGCGGUCACGCAUCUGGAAAGUAAUAUCUCAGGAAACUGAGAAGGCAACACCAACUGAUAACUCUAAUCCAACAACAAAGGCUUUGGUUGAAAAGAGAAAUAUUGAUAUGGUAGUCUGUGUGGAUGAUCAUGUUGACUUGUCAGGGGAUGAUACUUUAUCAUCAUCAUCAUCAUCAUCAACAGAUGAUAAGGGCCUUACAGAAGCUGGAAAGGUUGCCAAAGUUGUUCAUCUUAUGAAGAACGUGCACUUGUUGUUUGGAAGUGGAAAGCUGAAUAAAUCUGCCAAGAAGCUCAUUGACCUUAUUUAUUUGAUUAAGGAUCAUGAGGAUCCAGAAGCAGUGUGCAGCCGGCGACAGGGUAAGAGUAUGCCUUUGCUGUGUCUUGAUAAAACAUCAGCCUACCUGAUAUGCCAAGGUACGCUAAUCUUUACUGUGGCAUUGAAGAGUCUCAUGAGAGCAGUCCUUGCAUUAAUUGGACUGUUUUAUGUUAUUGAUGUGGAUUAUCCAAAAUCCCAUGAGCUAGGUCUCACGAUGCUCCACAAUUUAUUUAUAAACUUGGUCGCAAGCGACAGGCAACCCCACAGAGUACUUACUCCAAUUAUGGUAUGUUUUAAUUUGUUAUUUAAAGACAUGAACACCCCUGCAGACCUAUAUAACUCAUUUGAGUCUGCAAACAGGACUAUCUAG